Messenger RNA from Mytilus trossulus (common blue mussel), 1830 nucleotides. RefSeq names its product complement C1q-like protein 3. NCBI's taxonomy places the organism in Eukaryota, Metazoa, Mollusca, Bivalvia, Mytilida, Mytilidae. The record is from RefSeq and is a predicted model, not a curated record. Gene Ontology annotation, molecular function: protein binding. The transcript has 2 exons. Bases 1047 to 1745 code for a protein of 232 amino acids.
AUAGUCUUAGACCCCGACUGACAGACAUGUACACCUUACACCAAAUACCGGUUGCUUGUGAUAUCCCAGAAACAUGCCCAACUACGAAAAUUAAAAAUUGAUCAAUGAACCAUAAAGUUGAAGCCAAUUUCCAGACAACAUAUACACCAUGCAAUCAUUCCAUAACCAAAUAAGCUGACCUAUUGCUUACAGUAUCUGAAGAAAAAACACCAGACAUAACCGUGAAAGCUUUACAUACUAAUAAAUCAUGAAAAUCAGAUCUGGGUCAGAUUAACCCUGUCAGACUGACAAGUACACAUCACAAUCGUUCCAUACACCAAAUACUAGUAUAUUUGAAAUAUUGCUGAAAGUUUUUGGUGAAUUACACAAAAGAACAUAAAAACAUAGAACCAUGAAAAUGAGAUUAAGGCAAGCCGAAUCCUGCAAGACGGACAUUAUGUAUACGCGUUGCAAACAUUCUGUACAACAUAUAUAUAGUUAGCAUAUUGCUGAAAACAUCAUCAAAAUAGACCAAAUAGUCAUAGUCGGUUUUAUACAAGCAUUUUUGAUGAAGUUAGAUCCAGACAGGUGCUUCCGGACGCAUAACACAAGUUAGUGUUAUUUUCAUAAUUAUAAUCAAAAUUCAGUAAAGCGAUUGUUUAUAAAUUAAGCCGCUUAAUAGGAUAUCCUAAAGCAUAUAGAAAUAUCCUUAAAAUAUGACAGUUAAGUGUCCAAAUACUAGUACUCUGAAACAUCCGACCAGAAAAUUUAAAAUCGGAUGGAAGCCCACAUUCAACACUUCGAACAACAGUGUAACGUUUGUAGUUGUUUCAUCCAAACAUACUUGAGCUAGACUUGGUAUUGUACUGAAAUGAAGUGUAGCUGUGUUUCCUUCUAUAUUUUUCUUGACUGAUCUAUCUAAAUAAAAGUCGAUGACGAUCACAUUUUGCAUGACGCUUGGAUGUUUUCCAUUCUCGAGUCCAAGAUAAGAUUUGUCAAAUAUUACGUGUUUUAUCUUGAAUGCACUAAGACAGUCUUGCUUAUCAAAAGCUACCUAUUGUAUAGAAAUGGACACUUCACAUUUUUAUUUUAAGUGUUUACUUCUUCUUACUCUGGUAUUACAUACAACUUACUCAGACACGAUAGUGGCUAGGCUGCAGAAACUAGAACAAUAUGCAGCUUCUCAAAACGAAAAGACCACUUCAUUGGAAAAUAUCAUUAGAGACCUAGAAAAUACCGUCAGACACCUUGAAAAAGAAAACAGUGAAUUGCAGUCGGUCCAAAACACACCCUUGUUAACUAAAAGAAGGGCUAGGAAUCAGUUAAAUGUGAAAGAUGCACGAAGACUCUUGUUAGAUGGACAAUCAAAUGGACAGUAUGCUUUCUAUGCGUUUAUGUCACGUGACGAACCGGAACCUGGAGGACACCAUCUUCUCGUAUACGACAAUGUAAAGACUAAUGUAGGAAAUGCGUAUAACAAUUUUACUGGUAUCUUCACAGUUCCUCGUUCAGGUCUCUACUCGUUUACCUGGUCUACUAGAGUCGCAUGUCAUAAGGCACACACAACUGAAUUAGUUAUCAACACGAGGAUUCUUGGCAGUACAUACGUUUACUGUGGCUACAAUACAGUUACUGGACAUGUUGUCACCUCUGCUACCCAAGGUGAAGCUGUUUUCAUUCGAACUCAUCUGACUUCACCGGGACAAGGGGCAAUAAAAAGUGAUGAAUUCGGUAGAUCAGCAUUUUCUGGAUUCAUGAUUGUCUAAAGAAGCUAAGUCAAGACAUUAACUAAAUUUAAUCCUGUAUAGUUACGAUACAAUGGAAGAAAGGGUGUAAACUUAUUGUGGAGAA